UCUCCACCGAUCGGCCCAACGACCGCGGAGUGUCCGCGACCGAUGAACCCCGCGGGGGAGGUUUCGCCUUAACCGAGUGUCCGCCUGCGGUGAUGUUCCACGAACGACCGGGCGAGAAACAAGCGUGCGAAGGUCACGGCGCGGGACGGCCGGCGCCCGUCAGCGAGCACCUCCCGUCCGCCUCGCAAUGGCCCCGGUACAGCGUGUGGUGCAAUGCCGCGCUCGGUGACCGGUGUUCCGCGUAGUGGAGGGCACGCGUCACUCGGGACGCCAAGUCCCGUCCCGCUCCGCGACCCCGCGGCCGAGCGGCGGACGCGACAAAACGCGCGCGACGGGCGAGCGCGCGCCGACGGCGGCAGCGAAGACGGACGUAUACCCGCUGACCCCCGGCACGCCGUCCACAAAUGUCCAUCGACAGAGCCAAUAAAAUCGCCACUCCUCACCUCCAGGAUAUCAGCGCAAAAGACGCGGAAUCGCACGAGGCAAUCGCCUUCCCUGAACGAAGAUAAAAAAAUUUUUUUCUUUUUUUUUUUUGCUAUACAUGCGGUCGACAGGGGAGGCAACGCGCGCGAGCCCUGGACAACGGAGUAUUCUACUACACUUUGAUCUUAGCUCAGAGAGCGGAGAGACCGUCAGCUUGUACCACCAGGUACAAGUAACAAUGCCUCUCUCUGUAGUCGCCGUGCGCUCGGGAUAGCACUAGAGAUGUCGCUUCCGAACGACAUCUCUCAACGUUAUCUGGGGAGGGGAGGAGAGUGUCGUGAGCG
Molecule: messenger RNA, 767 nt
Organism: Harpegnathos saltator (Jerdon's jumping ant)
Lineage: Eukaryota; Metazoa; Arthropoda; Insecta; Hymenoptera; Formicidae
Exons: 3
Coding region: 214-606 (130 amino acids)
Source: RefSeq, a predicted model, not a curated record